Messenger RNA from Fonsecaea erecta, 357 nucleotides. RefSeq lists its product as hypothetical. The record is from RefSeq and is a predicted model, not a curated record. NCBI's taxonomy places the organism in Eukaryota, Fungi, Ascomycota, Eurotiomycetes, Chaetothyriales, Herpotrichiellaceae. Bases 1 to 357 code for a protein of 118 amino acids. The transcript is spliced from 2 exons.
AUGCGUCCGUCACGCGCGCUGCUGCUACCGCUGCGGCGCCAGUCCGGCAUCCAGCUCACGCUCUUCACGCGCGCCAACUGCGGACUGUGCGACGUGGCCAAGGCGCGCAUCGGCGAGUUCAUGGCCAAUUCCAAAUCCAACUCCACCAAGGACAUCAGCAACAACACCACCACCGCCACCGACAAACAGCAGCAGCAGCAGCUCGACACGCGGCGGAUCAUCCACUACGCCGAAAUCGACAUCAUGGACCCGGCCCAGGCUAAGUGGCGGGACGUCUACGAGUUUGAUGUGCCCGUGCUGCACGUCGACAGGAGGGUGUCGAGAGUCAAGGGUCAGCACGACGGGGUCGAUGGUUGA